CUUGAAAACAUUUCAGGUGGCACAGUCAAGAGGGGGCACAAUUCAAGAGAGCACACACUUCCUGGAGCUUAAACAACCCCAGCAGAAAAAAAGAAAAACAAACUAGCCAAUGGAGGCAAGAGGGUCCAAGUUCUAGCCCCACAUCCGAUGGGUCGGAUGUUUUGUCCUGGUUAUCGGGACACGUAGAGCGUGUUUUAUCUAGCAGUGCUUUCAGGGAUAUAGAGAGGCCGAUGUGCGGAGCAGCGGCAGCGGUGUGGAGUGAGCGCUGCGCGGAGGGGAGAUCCGUCGACCUCACCACCGCAAACGGCCAACAAGCGGCCUAACGUUAGCACUACCGCACACACACUCCGGGAUACCCGCAGAUGCACUCCCGUUCCCUUGUUGAAUUGACAAUCUUUGCCGUCGGUUGGCAUACUUUAUGCCCGUUUGGAGCCUCACUAGCCGCUAAGCUAACGGUUAGAUUGACAGGUUAGCUCGUUAGCCGCUAAUCAAGUUUUUAAAGUGACUUAUUUUACUCACAUCGCCGUGUGAUGCGGACCCAAUCGAGAAAAGAGGUGCUCCAGCUCCCUGCUUCGGCUUAGAAACCGCUCGGGUUUGAGGGUUGAAGCGUUUUAGGACUGUAAAGUCUUGUUUUUAAGUAUUAAUGAUUAGCUGGCUAGCGAUCUAGCGAUGUCUAUGCCCUCCGAUAUGCUGGAAACGCCACCCGUGUACCCGUUUGAGGAGAUAGAAUAUGCCGAUAUUGAGGUCGAAGAGGUGGUUGGCAGAGGGGCGUUCGGUGUUGUGUGUAAGGCCAAGUGGAAGGCUAGAGAUGUGGCCAUCAAGACUAUAGAAAGUGAAUCUGAAAGAAAUGCCUUCAUUGUUGAGCUUCGCCAACUGUCUCGUGUAAACCACCCCAACAUUGUGAAGCUGUACGGUUCCUGCAAUAACCCUGUAUGUUUGGUGAUGGAAUAUGCAGAAGGGGGUUCACUGUAUAAUGUGCUGCACGGUGCAGAGCCCCUCCCUCAUUAUACUGCAUCUCACGCCAUGAGCUGGUGCCUGCAGUGUUCUCAAGGGGUUGCCUAUCUCCACGGCAUGAAACCAAAGGCACUCAUUCACAGGGACCUUAAACCUCCCAAUCUACUCCUGGUCGCUGGAGGUACGGUACUAAAGAUCUGCGACUUCGGGACAGCGUGCGACAUUCAGACACACAUGACUAACAACAAAGGAAGUGCAGCCUGGAUGGCCCCUGAGGUGUUCGAAGGCAAUAACUACAGCGAGAAGUGUGACGUGUUCAGUUGGGGUAUCAUUCUCUGGGAGGUGAUCACUCGUCGGAAGCCCUUCGAUGAAAUUGGUGGCCCGGCUUUCCGCAUCAUGUGGGCUGUGCACCGCGGUACUCGUCCACCUCUCAUUAAGAACCUACCGAAGCACAUAGAGAGUCUAAUGACUCGAUGCUGGUCCAAAGACCCAUCACAGAGGCCUUCCAUGGAGGAGAUAGUGAAGGUUAUGUCCCACCUCAUGAAGUAUUUCCCAGGAUCAGAAGAGCCCCUUCAGUACCCCUAUCAGUAUUCAGAUGAAGGCCAGAGUAACUCUGCCACCAGCACAGGUUCAUAUGUGGACUACACAUGCACCAGGAACACGAAUGAUAUAAACAUGGAGCACACAAACUCUCCUGGCAGUAAUGACACCAUCAAGUUUCCAUAUAAACCAAAGGACCCACUGAGACCUGGUCUUCCUCUCUCCAGAGGAGGAAGUGUAGAGAGUCUUUCUGGCAGGUCGCACUGUCUGCCUUCCGACAGCAAACGAAUGAGUGCCGAUCUCUCCGAACUAGAGCCCAGAUUGUCUUUUUCCUCCACAGCACGUCCACAAUUUAAGCGAGGUCACCGUAAAACAGCAUCACAUGGCACCAUUCUGGAUAUUCCCAAGAUCAUCGUCACAGCGACCUGCGAACCUCACAGACGCAGUUCGGUGCAGGACCUUCCUGCCAUUGGUACGGAGUCCAAUCAGGAGAGCAGGAACAGUAGCAGAUCAUCCAGCCCCAGUGUGAGGAUGAUUACACCCGACAAGACAGAUACCAAUGGCUCUGAUAACUCCAUCCCUAUGGCCUACCUAACCCUGGACCACCAGCUUCAGCCUCUGGCCCCAUGUCCAAACUCCAAAGAGUCGAUGGCAGUGUUUGAGCAGCACUGUAAGAUGGCACAGGAGUAUCUGAAGGUGCAGACGGAAAUCGCUCUGCUCAUUCAGAGAAAGAAGGAGCUGAUAGCAGAACUGGACCAGGACGAGAAAGAUCAGCAGAACGCUUGUCGACUCGCUCAGGAGCACAAGAAGCUCCUGGAGGAGAACAAGAGUCUGUCAACCUACUACCAGAAAUGCAAGAAGCAACUAGAGCUGAUCCGAGCACAGCAACAGAAGAGACAGGGCACCUCAUGAACCCGCUUUAAACACACCCCCUCCCGUCAUGUAACGGAGCCAGACUGACUCUAUAGUCACAGUCCUAUUUCUAAAUUCCCCCCUGAUCCAAACAUUGGGGUAUAGCUGUAGUUUUGCCCUAAACACCCUUUAUUCUGCCUGUUAAAGCAUCUCGGCCUGGCCACUUCAUGCCCUUAUGACUCUGUGUGGUGUACGUGACUGCGAGACCCUGCGCUGAACUGCACAAACAUGCAGAUUUUACAUGUCUGUGAGUUUUACGGCAGGAUACGCAGCAGCGGGUCAGUUUAAUCCCCGCGGGUGUAGAACGUAGACGUACAGAACGCUGUAAACUGUGGUAGGAGAUCUGCAGACAGCUGGUGUUUGCCAAAUGAGCCAGCAAUCAUGUGAUAGCAAAUACUUUUCAAUUAAAAGGGGGAAACGUAUAUCGUAUGGGUUCUGAAGUCUCUAUAAGAAGUGCAGAGACGUAAAAAGAAACAUAAGCCCUCUGAAAUGUCAGUUUUUAACUCUUUCUCCAACAUCCCAGAAUUCCUUGUGAGGUUUACCUCAUUCCCUUCCAUUAGGUGUUGAUCCUUGAGAAUGUGAAAGCGGCUUUACGUUACAUAGACACAAAAGCUAAUUUUACAGGUUUUAAUUUUCGAUUCUUGUUUUAUGGCUUCCACUUAUUUUAAGUACUUAUAAACCCUUUUAUGCAAAAAAGUGCUACAGACAUCCGUUUUCUAUUUGUCUACCCUAAAAAGUGUUGUUGUCAUAAUGUCUUUAUAAGUUUAAAUCGGGGGAUGUAUCUUAUAAAUGCCUUGCAUGUCGACUCUGUGUUAAAAAGAAAACACGGGAAGAUCUGCGCGUGUAAUGCUUGUAAUCUGCUUCUUCAAACGUCCCUUUCGUCACUCUGAAAGAGGCCAGUUUAAAGACUGAGCCAAAUCUAACAAAGGGACUUGUGAGUUUAUGGGAUUGCGAGUCGUAACAUUUUAAUCAUGACUUCAGUAUUCUCGUGUUUCUUUGCUCUGUCGUGUAUCUUUAUCUAACUUGAUGGUAAUUUAUCCAGGGUUUUCAGAGAUGCUUCAUAGUUUUAUUCUGUCACUAUGACUUUAAUUUAUGUAUUAUUAGUUCACAUGAUGCCUUAGCGUUGAAUUGCUUGCAUUUACUUGACUUGUUUUGUUGUUUCGGCGCAAGCUCAAUGUAACUCGGUAUAGAAACGAGAGUGGCUUUUUUAUUAAGGCUUGCGUAUGCAAUAAGAAUGAAAUCAUGAAGGUGAUGCAUGCUGAAGAGCGGACAGAUUUUUGCCAUCAAUAUGCUGCAGAAAUCAUGAAAUCACCAUUUCUGUUCGUUAAGUUACUCAUGCCUGUAUUUAAUUUAAGUCAUGAUAUUGGUUAGAAAUCACAUAUUGUUUACUCAGCAGAAUUCCCCCCCACACCCACUCAACCCAUGUUUUGCACAAUCCAGCCAAUACUGGUGAUCACUGAUUUUGAAGAACGCUCGUUGUAAAACACAUAAGCGUGGUAAAGAAAUGGAUAUUCAAGAUCUUGUUUUCCCAGACAUCCUUGUUCUUUCUGUUCAACAGUGAAGUGGUGUAUUGUUUUUUUUUAGUUUUAUGUUCCUAAUAAGUUUCUGUAGUACUAUGUGCUGUAAAUAAGAUGUCUGAUUUCUUAAGCUAUUGGGAAUGGGAAUACACAGGUGAAGGUCGCAUCUUGAAAUAAAUCGAACCGGUAAACAUCA
This is a messenger RNA of Triplophysa dalaica, 4119 nucleotides long. It is a transcript of the gene map3k7, whose product is annotated as mitogen-activated protein kinase kinase kinase 7. The coding region runs from base 670 to 2406 and encodes 578 amino acids. Gene Ontology annotation, biological process: JNK cascade; positive regulation of canonical NF-kappaB signal transduction; protein phosphorylation. Gene Ontology annotation, molecular function: magnesium ion binding; MAP kinase kinase kinase activity; ATP binding. The transcript has 17 exons. The record is from RefSeq and is a predicted model, not a curated record. Lineage: Eukaryota; Metazoa; Chordata; Actinopteri; Cypriniformes; Nemacheilidae.